AUGGUCACUUUCUCACUCUUUUCGGUCGAUGACCUUGCUGCAUUUCUUGUUCUGCCUACUAGAGGCAAGCAGCUCAUUUCCCCUUUGGAGUUCUGGUCAUACAAGUUUGAAUUGCGUCGGGAGGUCACUAAUCGCUCCUUUGACUCGCUGGAUGAUUCACUCAAGCUUCUCCACUACUACAUCACCCGAGUGUACUUUCCGCGGGCUGACCGCUUGGAUGUUGUUUUGCCUCUUGAUUGCUGGGUCAUGUCUCACGCCAUCUCUGAUAUGUCGUUGAGCUAUCCUCAUUUGCUGUUUGGGGCAAUUGUGGAUGCCUCUGCCAACGAUUCUCCCGGUGUUGGUCUUCCCUUUGCUGGGUUGAUUACGUUGCUGCUGCAUCGUCUCGGUGUUCCUCUGGCUGACUUUGUCACUAUUUCUGACGGUUGUGUUCAUCCCUCCAUUGACGAAGUGCUUGCUGUGGUGGGACUUCCUCCCAUUGUUGAUUUAUCAUCAGGGGGAGCUGAUCAUGGGGCCACGGAUGCUGCUAUUAGAGAAAGAGACGAAGAGGACGAGGCGUCCGCGGAUGGUGGUGCUCUGCUUCGGCUUCUGUUCGUCCCUUCAAGCUCAAGCGACAGGCUAAAGGACCUCGUCCUUCUAACAGAGCUCUCAAGCGUCUCAAUAAUCAAAAAACUUCUCAAGGAGUGGUUCUCUAUGAGAAUCAUGAUCUCGAGCAAAACAAUUAAAAGCCUUAAUUUAGGGGGAGCUUAG
This is a messenger RNA of Linum tenue, 747 nucleotides long. NCBI's taxonomy places the organism in Eukaryota, Viridiplantae, Streptophyta, Magnoliopsida, Malpighiales, Linaceae. The record is from the annotation of a GenBank genome assembly.